AUCCCAAAGCGCAAAAAAGAAGCCCGCACCUCUGUGCCACGGUGCCACCAAAUCGACCCCCCUCCCUUCUCAAGCGCCGGUAUACUUCGCCACGCCCCCAAUCUCCAUUCACCAGAAACCCUAGCCGCCCCACUCCACCGUCGCUCCGCCGUCCUCCUCGACCUUCUAGGGCAACGGCGAAAGCUAUAAUCUGCGCGGAGCGGCGGUGAUGGCGUCCUCGGCUAAGGUCACCAUCACCCUCGGGCGCAGCGGUCAGGUCGUCAAAAGGAAAGCUAUUGCUGAUAUUGGUAAUGAUGAUGAAGUGCCAGUAUCAGGUAGAAAGAGGCCUGUGAGAGAGCGAUUGGGAAAUAAUGUGGUUGAUUCUGAUUCGUUUGGUGGGCAGCCGAGAAGCAAAAGACGGCAAACAGAAAGCAAUAGCUCACAGCUUGGAGAUGAUAGUUUGGUUGAAGUUCGCCAGAUUGGCAGGGAUGAUUUAAGGCUGAAGCUAAUGAAGAAAGGCUUGUCAAAGAAGAGCAAUGGUGACACAGAACAGAAUGGAGUGGAUCUCCGUGAAAAGCUUUCCCGGAAUUCAAAGAAUCUACUGAGAUAUGAAGCAAGAGGACGUGAUCAAGAAUCAAGGCCUAGUUAUGCCGUGAGAGAUGUCCUAGAAUCAAGAUCUAGGUAUGGUUUGAGGGAGAGAGUUCCAGAGUCAAGAGCAUCUACUCUUGGAAGUGAAAUGACUUCUGCAAGAAGUGCAGAUGAUCUGUUCAAGAUGGACUCUUCUGGGAAACCUUAUCCGUCAUGGAAUGCUGAUUGGGGCAGGUCCCCAGACAAGCUCCCAAGCUUUCGAAGAGACGUGUCCCCCCCAAUAAGUGUUCGAAGAGACAUGUCUCCCCCAAGAAGUGUUCGAAGAGACAUGUCUCCCCCAAGAAGUGUUCGAAGAGGCAUGUCUCCCCCAAGAAGUGUUCGAAGAGGCAUGUCUCCCCCAAGAAGUGUUCGAAGAGGCAUGUCUCCCCCAGGAACUUACAGUCAGAUAAGGUCCAUUCCACCCCUGAGAUCUGUCGGUACCACAAGAUCUUCAAGUCAUAUCUCAAGAGAAUCUCCUGACACAUUAAGAACCCAUCAGCAUUAUGAAGGCAAAUCUACCAUUUCAAAUGAUACACUACAACCAGCUAAUGGAAUCACUCCAUCUGGCCCACGUCUUCCUACAGCCCCUGUGAUGACAGAAGUACCACUCACAGUUACUGGAUUACUGAAUUCACUGGGACUUGAGAAGUAUGUUGUCCUAUUUCAGGCCGAGGAGGUGGACAUGGCAGCUCUGAGUCAGAUGAAAGAUAGUGACCUCAAGGAUAUGGGAGUACCAAUGGGCCCUAGGAAGAAGAUUCUCCUUGCGGCGGCACCAUAUGCAAAACAACGGCAAAGGUGAGCACCGUGCUCUGGGACCUGGAACAUUUUGGAACUGCAAUUUAUUGGUGUGAGCAAACUCCAUUUCGGAUCUUGUAUAUCCUCACUGGUAGUCUGUCUUAGUUAACCUUCUUUUUCGCUGAUAGAUUAAGAUCGACAUGUAUAUCUAUCAGCUGAUGCUCCCAACUCUACCAUUCACGAUCUGCUGCCCUGCUGUAAUUGUUAAGAGUAGCAGGCUUUGAAACAGGUGGAUGCACAUGGUUUAGAACCAUUAUCAUUCUGGAUAUUUGUCUUUUGGGAACAUAUGACUAUAUGGGUGACGACUAAUCCAAUCCAAUCCAUGUAUGAAUGAGGAAGCAUAUUUUUUGGUUCUACCAA
Molecule: messenger RNA, 1761 nt
Organism: Brachypodium distachyon (stiff brome)
Lineage: Eukaryota; Viridiplantae; Streptophyta; Magnoliopsida; Poales; Poaceae
Exons: 7
Coding region: 209-1405 (398 amino acids)
Molecular function (GO): protein binding
Source: RefSeq, a predicted model, not a curated record